GGAGCCACUCGGGCUAGCUGGCUAGCGAGGUCCGACUCUGCCCCCCCGCCCCCACCCCCGACCCAAAAAAGUUGUUUACCUCCACUUGUGGAUGUGGUCGCCCCGCGAGUUUUUGUCCACUUUUCUCUGGGACACGAAGGCAAGGACCAAAAGUUCACCCUGGAUCUAAGCGCGGCGGCUUUUGGGAAACGAGCAGGAUGUCGAGCGAACUUGAAAGCGGUCACUUGGACUCCACUUUGACAGCGGCGGCCGCGGCGAGCUGCGGCGCAUCCGACCAGCAGAAGCCGACCCCCCAAAGCGACAAGUCCGCGGAGGCUCAGCGGGCCGGCGCGGCGGAAGCGCCCGGAGCCGAGGAAGGCGACGGCGAGCCGAGCCUCGACGCCGACGGGGCGGCCAAGAAAGUCGUCGCGGCUCCGCCGCCCAAAGUCAACGCGUGGACCCGCAGGACGACGGGCAGGGUGCCGCUGCACAGCGUCCACCCGUCGGCCUCGCAGGACAGAGAUCAGCAAAACGCUCUGAAGGUCAUCCGUGCCAGCAAACCCAGAACCAGAAAAUCCAGCAAGUCGGGUGACUUUGGCGACAUCACAAACUGGCCGACGCCCAGCGAACUGGCCAAGGAGCGGCAACAAAAUGUGGUGAACAACAAUAACAACAGCAGCAGUGGCGGCGGCGGCGGCAAGAAGCCGGCGUCAUCCCGCCGGGACAAGGACAAGAAGCGCGAGCGACCCGACAGGAAGUCCGAGAGCAGCCAUGAUGGCGGAGGAGGGGGAGGCGGCGGCGGCGAGAGCAAAGAGAACCGCGAGACGCCGCCGCCGCCGCCGCCGCAGCAGCAGCCUCGACCGGAGCCGCCGGACGCCGACGGAGACGCCAAGGCGGGACAGGACGCCAAAAGCGGCAGUCCCAAGAAGAGAGGAGGUUGGAGGAGGGAACCCCGCGACUUUGGGGACGACGCGGCCAGCGUGAGGAGCGACGGAGGCGGCGGCGGCGGCUUCCGCGGCGCCGCCCGAGGCCGAGGCAAAGGGCGCGGGCGCGGGAGAGGUCGCGGCAGAGGUCGCUUUGAGUACUCGCAGGGCUUCCGCGACGGGACAGACGGCUCGGACGGCGCCGCCUCCGAGUUCAGCAGCGGCGGCAUGGUUUACUACUACGACGACGGCAACAAAGUGCAGAUGUACACGGUGGACGAGAAGCUUCUCAAGGAGUACAUCAAACGACAAAUCGAGUACUACUUCAGCUUGCACAACCUGGAGCGAGACUUCUUCCUUCGGAGGAAGAUGGACGCUCAAGGCUUCCUGCCCAUCUCGCUCAUCGCCAGCUUCCACCGCGUCCAAGCGCUCACCACCGACGUGAGCCUCAUCGUGGAGGCCCUGAAGAACAGCAAGGAAGUGGAGCUGAUGAACGACAAGGUGCGCUGCAAAGUGGAGCCCGAGCGCUGGCCCAUCCCCACGCCGCCCGCCGUGGGGUCGCCCAGGACGACGGACUUCUCGCAGCUCGUUCACUGUCCCGAGUUCGUUCCCCGACAGAGCGUCGCCGUCGCCAACGCCGCUUCACCGCCCGUGAAGGAAACCCCCACCGAACCCGCGACGUCUCAAGAACCCGCAGAUGAGCCCUCAACUUCCGGACAGGAGCCAGCCACGGGGGCUGACACCCCAAAAGACGCUCCCGAUGCCUGGAUCCAGGUGGAGAAACGUCACCGACACGCCUCCGGCAAAGCAAAGGACCGCGGCGAGGCUCCGCCGCAGCAGCACCACCACGGGCGCGUCUCCACCGUCGCCCCGGAGGCCGACCAGGAGGAGCUGGACUUCAUGUUCGACGAGGAGAUGGAGCAGAUGGCGCCGCGCAAGAACCAGUUCACCGACUGGUCGGACGACGACGACUCGGACUACGAGCUGGACGAUCAGGACGUCAACAAGAUCCUGAUCGUCACGCAGACGCCGCCGUACGUUCGAAAGCACCCCGGCGGCGACCGCACCGGCAACCACGAGUCGCGCGCCAAGCUGACCGCCGACCUGGUCAAGGCCAUCAACGACGGCCUUUAUUACUACGAGCAGGACCUGUGGAAGGGAGCCGAGCAGACCGAGUGCACCAAGCAGGAAGUCGAGAACUUCAAGAAGCUGAGCGUCAUCAGCCAGGACGAGUUUGACACUCUUACGCCCAAAGUAGCCGUGGACCCCGAUCAGGAAGUGCCGUCCCUGCCCGCUGCCGUGCCCAGCGACACGGAAAUGGCUCGAUCGUUGCCCAAAACGGUGCCGGAAUCGCCCAUUGCCCACCAGCCCAGGACCCCGAGGACACCGCGCACCCCAGGGCGCCAGGACCCCACCAAGGCGCCGCGCUUUUACCCCGUGAUGAAGGAGAGCGGCUCCGUGGAUGGACAGAUGCCCAGGAAAAAGAAGACCCGGCACAGUUCCAACCCACCGCAGGAGGCGCACAUCGGCUGGGUGAUGGACUCACGCGAGCACCGGCCGCGGUCCGCCUCCAUCAGCAGCUCCAACGCGUCUCCUUCCGAAGGGGCCCCGCUGACGACAGGUUACGGCUGCACGCCGCAGUCGCUGCCCAAGUUCUGGCACCCGUCGCACGAGCUGCUGCGCGACAACGGCUUCACGCAGCAGGGCUACCACAAGUACAGACGACGAUGCCUGAACGAGCGUAAGCGGCUUGGCGUCGGCCAAUCGCAGGAGAUGAACACCCUGUUCCGGUUCUGGUCCUUCUUCCUGAGGGACAACUUCAACAGGAAGAUGUACGAGGAGUUCAAACAGUACGCCCUGGAGGAUGCCAAAGACAACUACAGGUACGGCCUGGAAUGCCUGUUCCGGUAUUACAGCUAUGGCCUGGAGAAGAGGUUUCGCUUGGACCUGUUCAAGGACUUCCAGGAAGAGACCCUGAGGGACUUUGAGAGAGGUCAGCUGUACGGCCUGGAGAAGUUCUGGGCCUUCCUCAAGUACUCCAAGAUGAAGAAUCAGACCAUCGACCCUAAGCUGAAAGAACACCUCUCCCAGUUCAAGAACCUGGAAGACUUCAGGGUGGUGCCCCCCAUGGGAGAGGAAGGAGGCCGGAGGAGAUGCCACUCGUCAGCGGCGGGGGAUGAGGGCAGGCGUCGCCGUCAUCCCUCCAACUCUACCUCAAAGUCGAUGCAGGCGUCCUCCAAAGCACCACCGACGCACCACAAAGACGGAGGCGCCCAGAAGAAGAAGGCGGACGAGCCCAAAUCGGGAAAGAAGGACACGGAAUGAAGAUGGCGAGCGCGCGUUGACCUGAUGUGGUGUUUGCGGCACGUCAAUACAAAGCCGCCGUCUGGAUUGUCUACGCAAACGUUUACAACAUCAGAUGCAUUCCGUGCAUUUUGAUCCUCACUUUUGCCAAACUCGAUCGAUCCUCACUUGAUCUGUAAACUGCCACUGCGGCCGCCCUCCUGUGCCUUAAUCUUUUUCGCCCCCGCUUAAAUGUACUUUUAUUUUUCUAACGUCUUUUAAAGGUUCAUCGGAUUAAAAGAAAUUAGAUAUGCAUUUUAAUUGUGACAAUCAUGUCGACACUUUUAAUUCAAAUACAUUUUAUGCCACCCGCAAGCUUUAAAAAGUCCCUUCUGACAUAAUUUAUUCUUUUACUUCUGGUCGUUAUCGACUUGAUUGAUGGUGUGGUCAUGACUUUUUGCUUCAUUAUAGAAUAAUUUCUGCUGGAAUUAUGGGAUUGAGCUAGCCACGGAAAGAAAACCUAAAGUGGUUUUCCUUUUUUUUUUUUUUUUGUUCAAAGUUUACUGGAUAUUACGCUUUAGGCUUUUUUGUGCUUUUAGUGCACUUAAAUUGCUUUUUCUUAUUUUCAUUAUUGCUUCAAUGGACUUAAAAUUGAGGUUUUAAAGUUGAAUUAAAGAAAAAAAUGUAAAUACUAUAUAAAAAAAAUCUUUGGCUAUUCAGUUAUUCUUUGAUUUUAGGAAGUGAUUUGUCAGUAGCGUUUUUUUGGAGUGUUUUUUUUUUGUGGGUGGGGGGGAAAGUAAUGCAUGUUAAUAUCUUGAAUUGUACUGUAAAAAUGCCCAAAAAAUAUUAAAUAAAAAUCGAUUGUAUAAAUGUA
This is a messenger RNA of Hippocampus comes (tiger tail seahorse), 4059 nucleotides long. RefSeq names its product La ribonucleoprotein 1B (gene larp1b). Gene Ontology annotation, biological process: mRNA stabilization; positive regulation of translation. NCBI's taxonomy places the organism in Eukaryota, Metazoa, Chordata, Actinopteri, Syngnathiformes, Syngnathidae. Gene Ontology annotation, cellular component: cytoplasmic stress granule; cytosol. Gene Ontology annotation, molecular function: RNA cap binding. The transcript is spliced from 19 exons. Bases 198 to 3227 code for a protein of 1009 amino acids. The record is from RefSeq and is a predicted model, not a curated record.